Molecule: messenger RNA, 1535 nt
Organism: Prorocentrum cordatum
Lineage: Eukaryota; Dinophyceae; Prorocentrales; Prorocentraceae
Source: the annotation of a GenBank genome assembly
GACUCAGGAACGUUCUGUUCUCUUUCACUCUGAUCGCGUUGGGCGGUCUCCUCUUUGGGUACAUGAUCGGCAUCAACAGCAACGUUGUGACAAAGGGGCAGCUCAUCUGCCCUGAUGACUGGACUGGCGACGUCGGGUCAUGGACCUCAUGGGGCUACGGCCAGUGCUACCAAAUCAGCGAUUGGGGCCAGGGCAUCCUGAGCUCGAUGAACCUCAUAGGUGCGACGCUGUCCUCUCUGAUCUGCUUCAGUUAUGCAGACGAUCUCGGGAGGAAACGCGAAGUGCAGAUCGGGGCGUUCCUUUACCUGACUGGCUCGCUCGGUGCUGCGCUGUCCCCGGUCCUCUGCGGCAUCUACGCGGGCCUCCUUGUCUACGGCCUCGGCAUCGGCUUCGCGAUGCACGCGGCCCCAGUGUAUAUCGCGGAGAUCUCGCCCGCGGAGGUGCGCGGCACCCUCGUGUCGGCUAAGGAGGCCGUCAUCGUUCUCGGCAUCUUCGGGGGCUUUGCGUCUGGCGCCGUGUUCUCCUCGAUGCCCCAGGACGGCUGGCGUCUCAUGGUGGGGCUCGCCGGCGCCCUCGCGCUGGUGAUGGAGUGCGGCAUCGUCUUCGUGCCCAAUUCGCCCCGCUGGCUGCUGCUGCAGAGCGUCCGCCGCGCCGCGCUGCUGGGCAGCGACAGCCGCUGCGAGGAGGAGGCGCGCGCCGGGCUGAGGUUCUUCCGCAGGGGCGCGCCGGCAGAGGAGGUGGAGACCGAGCUGCAGGCCAUUCGCGACGACGCCGCCGCCUCGCUGGGACAGGGGCAGGCUGGCUGCUGCCAGGCGUUCCGGUACCCGAAGCCCCUCAGGAUCGGCUGGGGGCUCGUGCUGCUGCAGCAGGUGACCGGUCAGCCGGACCUGAUGACACUCCACUUGGUGCCGCGCGGCACGGUGGCGGACUUCGCGACCAACAUCUUCAAGGGCGCCGGUUUCAAGUCUACCGCUGCCCUGUCCUCGGUGGGCGUGGGUUUUGUGAAGCUCGUCGCCACCCUCUUCACUGUUUUCCGGGUCGACCGGCGCGUGCUCUUGCUGUCUGGCAUCGCCAUGAUGGCGGUGGCUCUGCUGGUGCUUGGCACCGCGUUCCUGUUCAGGGAGUGCGCCGAGCCGGUCUCGCGAGUGGCGGACUGCGAGCAGGACGAUGUGCGUCUUCCGCAGGGCUGGGCCAUUUGCACGGUGGCGGCAUUGAUGCUGUACGUCAGCGGGUACCAGGUCGGCUUCGGACCCAUCUCGUGGCUGAUGAUCUCAGAGAUCUUCCCCCUCAACGUCAGGGGCGCAGCGCUCUCCACGGCCGCCGUGGUGAACUUCUCGAGCAACAUCACGAUGACGCUUUGUCAGACCGCGCUCAUGAGCGCGUUGACGCCAGCGGGGCUGUUCUACGCAUACCUUGCGCUCACGGUGUUCAGUUUCGGAUUCGUCAAAGUCGUGGUGCCAGAGACCAAGGGCCAGACUCUUGAGGAGAUCGAGGUGUUGAUGACCGGCAAGCGGCGAAACGCACCAUCAGUGUGA